Messenger RNA from Acytostelium subglobosum LB1, 774 nucleotides. RefSeq lists its product as hypothetical. The record is from RefSeq and is a predicted model, not a curated record. Gene Ontology annotation, molecular function: nucleic acid binding. The transcript is spliced from 2 exons. NCBI's taxonomy places the organism in Eukaryota, Evosea, Eumycetozoa, Acytosteliales, Acytosteliaceae. The annotation marks the transcript as partial.
AUGGAUAGUAGCACCACAACAACGAUCACUCCAGACAUAUCGAUCAACAAUGUCUCUCCACCAACAUUCUCCCCACCAAACAACAAUAUUAUCAUCUCAAACAUCAGUAACAAUGGAGGAGGUAGCAGUAAUGGUUCAUUGAUUAAGAACAAGAGUCCAAGGAACUAUGAGAAGAGCCCACGACCAAAGGCAGACACAUCACAAAACGGUGACUUCCUGCUCUCAAUUGAUCGUGUUCAGCAAGGACUGGACCGUAGAACAUCUUUGAUGAUCAAGAAUCUUCCCAAUCGUCUGACACAGGCCAAUCUGGCAGACCUCAUCAACGACCAGUUUGCCAACACCUACGACUUUCUUUACCUACCCAUGGAUCCAGUUCAAAAGGGUAACCUUGGAUAUGCCUUUAUCAACUUUACCGACUACCAAACGAUCAUUCCAUUCUACUCCAAGUUCUACAACAGAACCUGGGAGGUGUAUCAAUGCACAAAGAAGGGUGACCUGACAUAUGCACGCAUACAGGGCAAGGCCAACAUGAUGCAAAUGCUUAAACCUCAACAGCUUAAUGAAACUGACAAGACCAGACCAGUGUCAAAAGAAGAGCAGUCUCAGCAGCAACCAACAACACCAGUAACACCCAUUUCAUCAGUUUCCUUUUCAACAUCGCUACAGCAGCAGCAACAGCAACAACGACAAUCAAGGCACAGCACUUUAAGCUCCUCUGCAUUAACAUCAAACCAACAGCAACAACAACAACAACAAGAAAGAACCUCCUCACCA